AUGACUGGCCGUCUCGACCAAAUCCUUGAAGCUUGGGGAGCACAAGAUCGCCGGACAGGCAAUCUGCCAACUGCGCAGGCUUGGAAGUCCAUUCGCAAGGCGCGAAGUCACGUCGACACUAGCGGGUUCGUAUCGAUGAUGAGCAUUCCGGUUUGCGGGAUCACGAAAAGGAGAGGCACGCCCAACCGCUGUAGAGUGAGAUCGAGCGAAUGGUCGUUUAGCCUUCUCCGGACGUCAUUUAUUUCGCAGCCCUGUGACUUGAUGCUGCAGAGCUGUACAGUCGGAACAGACCAUCAGCAUCAGCCUCUUGCAAUGCAACGCAUCACUUACUCCUGUGAAGACGAAUUCAGUCGGCGCAUCCGCCACCGAUUCCGCCCACGCGGGUAG
This is a messenger RNA of Purpureocillium lilacinum, 387 nucleotides long. The record is from RefSeq and is a predicted model, not a curated record. Lineage: Eukaryota; Fungi; Ascomycota; Sordariomycetes; Hypocreales; Ophiocordycipitaceae.